AUGGCCGAUAACAAAAUAUAUUUCAACCAAUGUUAUCGACACUGGGACUUCCCAAGCGGUCCCCCACCUUAGUACUAACCCAGCCUUAAGGCGCUUAACUUCGGAGUUCGAAUGGGAUCCGGUGUUUUCACCUUAGUAUGGCCGAUAACAAAAUUAAUAAAAUUAAUGUCAAUUUAAAGUUAUCGACACUGGGACUUCCCAAGCGGUCCCCCACCUUAGUACUAACCCAGCCUUAAGGCGCUUAACUUCGGAGUUCGAAUGGGAUCCGGUGUUUUCACCUUAGUAUGGCCGAUAACAAAAUAUAUAUCAACGGAUGUUAUCGACACUGGGACUUCCCAAGCGGUCCCCCACCUUAGUACUAACCCAGCCUUAAGGCGCUUAACUUCGGAGUUCGAAUGGGAUCCGGUGUUUUCACCUUAGUAUGGCCGAUAACAAAAUAUAUAUCAAUGA
Molecule: messenger RNA, 450 nt
Organism: Tetrahymena thermophila SB210
Lineage: Eukaryota; Ciliophora; Oligohymenophorea; Hymenostomatida; Tetrahymenidae
Product: MFS transporter
Exons: 4
Source: RefSeq, a predicted model, not a curated record